AUGGCUGUCCUGUCCAGAUUCCGAUUCAGGUCUUUACAUUCGUCCUGUCGCAGUGACGCCAAUUGUGAGCACCGGGAGGGUGUCCGCCUAAAUCCCGGCUCACGUCCACUGCCCAUUAAAUUCAGUGAAACCGAUAAAAUCUAUUUGACGGCCAAAGUGGAGAUCACGGAGGACUUGCCUUUGGAUGCUUUGUCUCAUUUAAAGCUCACAAAACUGGUCGAAGUCGAGCCAAACAAGACUAUGGAUGUGGACAUCCCAUGCGUGGAUGACAUGGGUUCGUGUGAUCUCAAAGUUUGCGACAUAUUCUCGAAGUGGUAUAACGACGUCGUCUGUCCCUUCUUCAAGCGAGACUCCAUCCCCUGCGAGUGUCCCAUCCGUUCCCAUAUAUUCCAAGCCAAGGAUGUCUACAUUCAAGUGCCGUUUGAUAAAAUCAAAGGACUCAUUGCAUACUUAGCAUCGACUUCAUAUCUCAUGACAAUGUUUUACAUAAGAAUUGUGUCCAAUAUUAUUUUGAUCGCUUGCCUACACGUCGACCACUCUCUGGCGGCCGAUUACUUCAAAUAUGACGCCCGACAACCGAGAGGUCACCCCCAAAGUGGACAGAUAUCAGGGCACGAGAAAAGAUCGGCAAACGUUUACGACUUGAGGUGUCCUAAACAGGAAUACAUUCAUCCCUGCGAUUGUUUGGAAUUAGACAAAAGACUGGACGCGGAGUUCGAGGGCAGUGGCGGCGGGGACGAGGAGAGCGGCACAACAGGCGCGCCCGCCGUAGGCCUCACCAUCGAAGAAGCUAUUCACCCGGACCUCAUCGAAACGGUGGCCUUUUGUAAGAACAUCAGGAAUGUCCAGGUCUUGACGGAUGCCAUCAAAGGCUUUCAUGGCCAUAGAAUCAAUUACUUCGUUCUGGACGGUUGCAAAUUGCCGCCUUUCCCUAACAGCCUAUUUAAUGGUGUGAAUAUACUUUGGAUGGAAAUACUAAACUCUACCCUUCAGUUCCACGAGAAUUACUUCAAUUCAAAGGCCUGUCCUUAGACUACACGAGAGGGCUAUGAGAAUACGUUUUCAACAAAAUGUCGUGAAUAUACAGUCAAAUAAUUAUUGUUUUGCAACAAAACGUUUCACACAAACUAGAGUUAACCAUAACAAUGACAAUAACUUAACAAAACAACGAAACCAUUAACUAAUAUACAACAUUAACUUAUUUUAAUGCCUUAACGAAACUAAAUUAAGAAAUAGUUUUUAACUUAUAUUCAAAUCAUACCUAUGGUUGAGAAUGGUUUGAGUUUGCGGUCGUUUGACUCGAUCGGAGUCGGACUUGGUUUUGGGGCCAUAGUUGCCGUCAUUAUUACUAUUAUUAAUAUUUUCAAUGAGUUUAUUAUUAAUAUUAGUGUUUACGUAUUCAUAAUCUAAGCCAUCGUUGCCGUCAUCGCUUUCAUCAUGAUUAAUAUCAUUGAUAUUUAAAAUCGCAUUCAAAUCAUUGACUAUACUUUUAUCACCACUUUUAUCACAAUUAAUACCGAUUUUAUGAUUAGCACUACUGUUAUGACCACUGGAUUCCUGAUACUUUUUAUUCUUAAGCAAAAUCCAAUCAUUUUUCUCUAACAAACUCUUGCAUUUGCUUUCAAUUGUUUCUAACGACACUGUAAUUAAGAAUGUUUUGUAUAAUUGACUGAAACUGAUUUUAUUUAUAUAAAAGUUUGUGUUUAUUAUAACGUCUAAAACCCGUGCGAACGAUCCGCUCUUAUCUACUGUGGGCUUAAAUUGGCUUAAAAUGAGAGGAAUUGUAAAACUGGUCGAGUCUUCAGAGGCCAACAGUUGUCGCAAUUCCUCUUCAUUCAAGUCAAGAGUCGGUGCUUUCAUCUGACCAUUCAAUACAUACGAUAAGCCAUUCAAUCCAUACAAUUGUU
Messenger RNA from Oppiella nova, 1907 nucleotides. The record is from the annotation of a GenBank genome assembly. Lineage: Eukaryota; Metazoa; Arthropoda; Arachnida; Sarcoptiformes; Oppiidae.